Conger conger (European conger) is the source of this 3234-nucleotide messenger RNA. It is a transcript of the gene cul3b, whose product is annotated as cullin 3b. The transcript has 16 exons. Gene Ontology annotation, cellular component: Cul3-RING ubiquitin ligase complex. The coding region runs from base 157 to 2460 and encodes 767 amino acids. The record is from RefSeq and is a predicted model, not a curated record. Gene Ontology annotation, molecular function: ubiquitin protein ligase binding. Gene Ontology annotation, biological process: protein ubiquitination; ubiquitin-dependent protein catabolic process. Lineage: Eukaryota; Metazoa; Chordata; Actinopteri; Anguilliformes; Congridae.
AGUCCGCCAUCACCGAGCGCAACCAGCGGGGUAGAGCAGCGAGUGGAGACGAUAACCGCCCGGAGAGGGACGCAGACCUGCGGAGUGGCUCUCCCACCCUCACGCUUCCCGAAACUAUUAUUUCAUGUUAAUACAGAGACCGCAGACUAACUAAACAUGUCCAACCUCAGUAAAGGCGGUACCAAGAAGGACACCAAGAUGAGGAUACGGGCUUUUCCUAUGACCAUGGAUGAGAAGUAUGUGAACAACAUCUGGGACCUUCUGAAGAACGCCAUCCAGGAGAUCCAGCGCAAGAACAACAGUGGCCUGAGCUUUGAGGAGCUGUACCGGAACGCCUACACCAUGGUGCUGCACAAGCACGGCGAAAAGCUCUACACCGGCCUGAGAGAAGUGGUUACUGAGCAUCUCAUCAAUAAAGUACGUGAAGAUGUGCUUAAUUCUUUAAAUAAUAAUUUUCUGCAAACGUUGAACCAAGCGUGGAACGACCACCAGACUGCCAUGGUUAUGAUCAGAGACAUAUUGAUGUACAUGGACCGGGUGUACGUGCAGCAGAACAACGUGGAGAACGUGUAUAACCUGGGCCUGAUCAUCUUCAGAGACCAGGUGGUGCGGUACGGCUGCAUCCGGGACCACCUGCGCCUCACCCUGCUGGACAUGAUCGCCCGCGAGAGGAAGGGGGAGGUGGUGGACAGGGGGGCUGUGCGGAACGCCUGUCAGAUGCUGAUGAUUCUGGGCCUGGAGGGAAGGUCGGUUUAUGAAGAAGACUUUGAGGCUCCAUUUUUAGAAAUGUCUGCCGAGUUCUUCCAGAUGGAGAGUCAGAAGUUCCUGGCGGAGAACAGCGCGAGCGUGUACAUUAAGAAGGUGGAGGCGCGGAUUAACGAGGAGAUGGAGCGCGUGAUGCACUGCCUGGACAAGUCCACAGAGGAGCCCAUCGUGAAGGUGGUGGAGCGGGAGCUCAUCUCCAAGCACAUGAAGACCAUCGUGGAGAUGGAGAACUCCGGCCUUGUGCACAUGCUCAAAAACGGCAAGACUGAAGACCUGGCCUGUAUGUACAAGCUGUUCAGCCGUGUGCCUAACGGGCUGAAGACCAUGUGUGAGUGCAUGAGCUCGUACCUGCGGGAGCAGGGCAAGGCUCUGGUGUCUGAGGAGGGCGAGGGCAAGAACCCCGUGGACUACAUCCAGGGCCUGCUAGAUCUGAAGAGCCGCUUUGACCGGUUCCUGCAGGAGUCCUUUAAUAACGACCGGCUGUUCAAGCAGACCAUCGCUGGAGACUUUGAGUACUUCCUCAACCUCAACUCCCGCUCGCCCGAGUACCUCUCGCUCUUCAUCGACGACAAGCUAAAGAAGGGAGUCAAAGGACUGACGGAGCAGGAGGUGGAGUCGAUCCUGGACAAGGCGAUGGUGCUGUUCCGCUUCAUGCAGGAGAAGGACGUGUUCGAGCGCUACUACAAGCAGCACCUGGCCCGCCGCCUCCUCACCAACAAGAGCGUGUCGGACGACUCCGAGAAGAACAUGAUCUCCAAGCUGAAGACGGAGUGCGGCUGCCAGUUCACCUCAAAACUGGAGGGAAUGUUCCGGGACAUGAGCAUCUCAAACACCACCAUGGACGAGUUCCGCCAGCACCUGCAGUCCACCGGGCAGUCUUUAGGGGGCGUCGACCUGACUGUGCGCGUGCUGACCACUGGGUACUGGCCCACCCAGUCGGCCACGCCCAAGUGCAACAUCCCGCCCUCCCCUCGCCACGCCUUUGAGGUCUUCAGAAGGUUCUACUUGGCGAAGCACAGCGGAAGGCAGCUGACCCUGCAGCACCACAUGGGCUCCGCCGAUCUCAACGCCACCUUCUACGGGCCAAUCAAAAAGGAGGACGGCUCGGAGGUGGGAGUGGGCGGGGCCCAGGUGACGGGCUCUAACACCAGGAAGCACAUCCUGCAGGUGUCCACCUUUCAGAUGACCAUCCUCAUGCUCUUCAAUAACAGGGACAAGUCCACCUUCGAGGAGAUCCAGCAGGAGACAGACAUCCCGGAGCGGGAGCUGGUGCGGGCGCUGCAGUCUCUGGCGUGUGGGAAACCCACGCAGCGCGUGCUCACCAAGGAGCCCAAGUCCAAGGAGAUGGAGAACGGGCACGUCUUCACCGUCAACGACCAGUUCACCUCCAAACUGCACCGCGUGAAGAUCCAGACCGUGGCUGCCCGGCAGGGCGAGUCGGACCCCGAGCGCAAGGAGACGAGGCAGAAGGUGGACGACGACCGCAAGCACGAGAUCGAGGCGGCCAUCGUGCGCAUCAUGAAGUCCCGCAAGAAGAUGCAGCACAACGUCCUGGUAGCAGAGGUGACCCAGCAGCUGCGUGCCCGGUUCCUGCCCAGCCCUGUGGUGAUAAAGAAGCGCAUCGAAGGACUGAUCGAGCGCGAGUAUCUGGCGCGGACGCCUGAGGACCGGAAAGUGUACACCUACGUGGCGUAGGACCGCCGCGGGAGAACACCCCCUUCCGGACUAUGUUAUGCGCAUGAACUUGGAAGUUCCUUUUAACUACAAAUACUGGGAAACUGAUUUUUACCUCCAUAAAGAAAUAGAAAAUAACAACAAAAAAAUGCAUUAAAUGUUGCCAGUGUUUAAAAUUAGGGCCUCCUCCCCCGUGCGGGUUAGAGUGGGGGUUCCGGCUGCCCCCCGCCCCGCCGUGCAGACCGCCGUGGGGAACGGAGACCGCGGCACAUGCCUGUUUAAAAAGGAAAAUGAAUAAAACUCAGCUGAGGUGAGUUGCAGGUAGAAAGCUCCUUCUGUCCCCAGUUUUUAAUGUUGCUGUCGUGUUAUGUUCGUGUUUGUGGCGCCAUGCUGGUUGUACAGGUUGGUCUUUUCUGCUUUGAGGGUCUAAACCCGAGUUUAAAAUAUAAAUAUAUUUUUAUUGCUGGUUUGCAGAGUGACGGCAUUGGCUUCAGAGCAUGCUAUAUUUUCUAGAAUGGAGCGAGUCGCAUAAGCUCAAGUUUUUUUUUUUGUUUUUUUUUUUGUUUUUUUUUGAGGGUGUGGGUACUAUUGUAAAAUGAUCAUCCCGAUAAAUAUUUUUUUAAUAUUCGGUCCUUCCCAUUCGAGUUCCCCCUGGGGCAUUGAGGAACCAGACGGACAUGUUUUAAUGUGUAUAAAGUGUAAAAUAAUAAUUACUGUUCUCACUGUGCACACUGUACAGGGCCUUGUUUUCAUCAUAUUAAAUGUAAAAAAAAGAAAAUUAAAAAAAUAAGAAAC